AUGAAAGAAUAUUUCUAAUAAUUUGGUUUAAUAAAAUAAUUGAUAUUGAGGAAUGAAUAAGAUGAAAAGGUUAAAGAUGAAACUAAAGUAUGUUUUACUUUAGCAUUUACUUCUUUUGAUGCUUAAUUAAUUUUAUAGGAAUAUGAAAAUAUACAAGUUGGAUAUUAAUAAUCAAAAUUUAAUAUUUCAGAUUCUCAAAUAAAAAUUUAAAAGCUUCACUAUAAACAUAAUGAAUAUGAAAAGAUAUUGAGUGAAUUAUAUGAAGAAGUUUUCUGUAAAAAAGAAAUCUAAACAAUUGAGAUUAAAAGUAAUAUUCUAAAAAAUAAAGAACAUUUUUAGAGUUUUGAUCAAGUAAUUAAAGAAUUGGAUCAUUUUUAGUAACUCAGUUAAUUGGAUUAAAAAUAUAUUGAAUAGUAAUUAAUUUAUAAAAUUGUUGCUAAUUAAUCUCAUUUAAAUUUGGUAGAUUAAAAAGAAUAUCAUGUAUGAUGAAAAAUGUUAAUAUUAGGUUUAAUAAUAAAAAAGCAUCAGAAAUUUGAAGAUAUUAUUGAACUUUACAAAGAUCCAAUUAAAUUUAUCUUGGGAAUAGAAGAAAUUGAAAAUAAUAUUAUUUUAGAUUUAUAUUCAGAAAUCAUUUAGUGAUAUUCAACAUUAGAUGAAAUUAUGA
Paramecium pentaurelia is the source of this 664-nucleotide messenger RNA. The record is from the annotation of a GenBank genome assembly. Lineage: Eukaryota; Ciliophora; Oligohymenophorea; Peniculida; Parameciidae.